Phycomyces blakesleeanus NRRL 1555(-) is the source of this 609-nucleotide messenger RNA. RefSeq lists its product as hypothetical. Gene Ontology annotation, biological process: translation. Gene Ontology annotation, cellular component: small ribosomal subunit; mitochondrion; ribosome. The coding region runs from base 51 to 560 and encodes 169 amino acids. Gene Ontology annotation, molecular function: structural constituent of ribosome. The transcript has 4 exons. NCBI's taxonomy places the organism in Eukaryota, Fungi, Mucoromycota, Mucoromycetes, Mucorales, Phycomycetaceae. The record is from RefSeq and is a predicted model, not a curated record.
UUUUCACGUACCGCAUUGCUGCCCAUGUGCCUCGUCUGGCCAGACCAGCCAUGACAAUUUCGCGCUCAUUUGUGUCUACUACCAAAACCGAUGAGACCGUAGUGGUUGCUCCUGGGGGCAUUGAAUUGCCCAAGCUUACAGAGAAGGAGACCUUUGACGAAGUAUUUGAAGCCCCUCCCCGUAUUCCCGCCACUCACGGUAUUCCCGUUUGUAACCUGCACUUGCGUGGCUAUCUCCCACAGCAGUUGGACUUUUAUGCAGACUUUGCUCGUCGUGCUGCUUUCCACCUCGGUAUGCCAUGCUCGGGUACUGUUCCUCUGCCUACUCAGACCUCCCGAUGGACUGUGAUCCGAUCUCCUUUCGUACACAAGAAGUCCCAGGAGAAUUUUGAGCGUAAGACACACAAGCGUCUCCUUCAAAUCAAGGAUGCCCAUCCUGAGGCAGUUGAUAGAUGGUUGCGUUAUUUGACCCGCAAUGCACCUGCAGGUGUGGGUCUCCGUGCAACAACAUGGGAAUUUGAGUCGAUUGGUGUUGGAAAGAAAAUGUCAUCAAAGGCAUAAAAUAAUAAUAAUGAUAGACGGUAGAAUAAAUAAAUAGCAUAUAUACAAC